AUGUUUACUUUUGUGUCAAUUGCUUGCCUUUCUAUAGGUGGAUAUACUGGAGAUAUCGCUUUAUCAGAUGCCGAAGCUGAUAACAUGAUCGAACGGUAUGGCGUUGUCGCCAAAAGACCGAUUCAAGAGUGGAUAGAACAUUCGGCGAAUUAUGAUCUCAAAACGUCUGAUAUGAGGGAUAGGCCUCAAUCGAAUUUCAACGCCAGGACUAAUGCAAUGACUAACCGGAGUUCUGAUAAGUUAGCUAAAAAUAGCCCCCGACAAAAGCCUCUACGCCUUAGCAAUAAGGGCACCCACGAGUUGCAAAAAGAACGAAGACGUCGUUUUCGCCGAACACGUCAAAGAAACAGAAAGGAGGCUGUGGAUAAUAAUGCCCCGUUGAGUCAGGAGAAAUAUCUUCGUCGAUUGAAACGAAUAACAGAGAAACAAAAUAAUCUCCAAUCAAAGCUAGCCUUAUUAACUCAAAGACAGCAAAAUCUCCUGAAACGCGUGAUGCUAUCGAGGGAGACGAAGACGUCUUUGAAUAGGCAACGAAGGAAUUUGAACGAAAGUCUAAAAACCCUCGAGGAGGUUGAUGAGGAGAAUCGAAUGGAAUUACGCAAUGAAGAUCAGCCAUUGAGGAGGAUAAGGCGAGCAGCUACGGCGUACAAGUCGAGGACCUGGCCUUAUGGUGUUAUUCCCUACGUGAUUCAAGCUAACUUCACAAGUGAAACCAAAGCCACUAUAAUGAAAGCCAUGCGACACUGGGAAAAUCACACCUGCUUGAGUUUUGUUGAACGCGAACCCCAACACAAAUCCUACAUCAUUUUCACGGUGAAACCCUGCGGUUGUUGUUCAUACGUCGGUCGUCGAAGUGAGGAUGAGCCGCAGGCGAUUUCGAUUGGAAAGAACUGUGACAAGAAGGGAAUUGUUAUCCAUGAAUUAGGUCACGUUAUUGGUUUUUGGCACGAACAUACCAGACCCGAUAGGGAUGAUCAUGUUGAAAUUCUACUUGAGAAUGUUGUUGAGGGCCAGGACUUCAACUUCAAGAAGAUGGAUUCCGGAGAGGUGAAUUCUUUACGCGAGCCCUACGAUUAUAGUUCAAUUAUGCACUACGCGAAAGGGACCUUCGCUAAGGCCAAUAAAGACGAGACCAUCCGCCCGAAAGCUUGCUGUCCUCGACCACCCAUUGGACAGAGAAUACAACUUAGUCCUGGUGAUGUUCGUCAAACUAACAAACUCUACGGCUGUCCAUCUUGCGGUCGAACACUCAUGGAGCCAACAGGAACAUUUGCUUCUCCCCAAAUGUCAUGGGUAGUCCACAACAGCCAGGAUUAUAACACCAUCUCAGUUCCAGAUAUCGAUUUCAAUUCUCCCGAUAUUCUCACCGAUCCUGCAUCAUUCUAUCACCCUCUUACCCACGAAUUGUCAAAUGCACAUAAACUAUCUGGCAUGGUUGGUGACCAUCAAGGCCGUAUGCUAUCUGACGAUAGUCGGUGGGCUAAAUUGUCUUCAAUCGCAGCCAAACUCAAUGAGCAUAACGCUGGACUUAAAAAUGGGGACUCAAAUUCUCAAACUUCCAUGGAAUUUGCAGCGAUGGGACCACUCUUCUGUCAGUGGAGGAUUAUUGGAGCUAUGGGUGAAAGAAUCCACCUCAACUUCACAUAUUUGGAUAUUUUCCAACAAUCAGAUGAUUUGAAAUCUGGGAAUGGAUUAACUCUAAGUCAAGCAUCCUCUCAACAUGCAUGCACUAAUGAUUACGUUGAAGUUCGAGAUGGUUACUACUCUGGAUCACCAUUGGUUGGCCGAUACUGUGGUAAGAAUCUUCCUCCAAUGAUUGUAUCGACAAAAUCCCGUUUAUGGAUUGAAUAUAGACGAUCUUCCGGUUCCGUCAGUAAUGGAUUUGUGGCAGAAUACCAAGCUGUUUGUGGAGGAGAAAUUGUACAAGAGGAAGGAAUUAUCACCAGCCCAAGUUAUCCCGAGUUCUACAAACCUAACAAGGAGUGCAUAUGGAAGAUUGUUGUUCCUACGGGGUUUUCAGUGGCUCUAACAUUCCAGUCUUUCGAUGUAAGCGGUUCCUCAUCUUACUAA
Molecule: messenger RNA, 2070 nt
Organism: Rodentolepis nana
Lineage: Eukaryota; Metazoa; Platyhelminthes; Cestoda; Cyclophyllidea; Hymenolepididae
Source: the annotation of a GenBank genome assembly